AUGUCAAGAAGACAAGUAGGUUCGACGAGGCGUGUAGGGGAUAGUGGAAGCUUUCCAUUUGUAGGAGCUUUGCAUUCGAAAUCGCGUUCGACUCCUCUAUUAUCUAUUUGCCUUGUUCUCGUGGGAGCAUGCCUUCUUAUUGGUUAUGCUUACAGUGGUCCAGGUAUGUUUAACAGUAUCAGAGAAGUCAGUAAGAUCACAGGUGACUAUUCUUGUACAUUGGAAGUCCAAAGAGCUAUUCCUGUUCUUAAGAAUGCAUAUGGAGAUAGCAUCCAUAAAGUCUUGCACGUAGGUCCUGAUACUUGCUCAGUGGUCUCGAGCCUGGUGAAAGAAGAAGAGACUGAAGCAUGGGGUGUUGAACCAUAUGAUGUAGAGGAUGCAGACUCUAACUGCAAAAGUCUUUUGCACAAAGGCAUUGUACGUGUGGCUGACAUCAAAUUCCCUCUGCCUUACCGGUCAAAGUCAUUUUCUCUUGUGAUCGUCUCAGAUGCUCUGGAUUACCUCUCACCCAAAUACCUGAACAAAACCGUGCCUGAACUUGCGCGGGUUGCUUCAGAUGGUGUUGUUCUUUUUGCAGGUAACCCUGGUCAACAAAAGGCUAAAGGUGCAGAAUUGUCGAAAUUUGGACGACCGGCGAAAAUGCGUAGCUCAUCGUGGUGGAUCCGAUUCUUCUCACAGGCGAAUUUAGAGGAAAACGAAGCAGCAAGCAAGAAAUUUGAACAAGCAGCUUCCAAGAUUUCAUACAAACCAGCUUGUCAGGUCUUCCACCUCAAGCCAUUACAUUAG
Arabis nemorensis is the source of this 786-nucleotide messenger RNA. The record is from the annotation of a GenBank genome assembly. Lineage: Eukaryota; Viridiplantae; Streptophyta; Magnoliopsida; Brassicales; Brassicaceae.